Molecule: messenger RNA, 1905 nt
Organism: Asparagus officinalis (garden asparagus)
Lineage: Eukaryota; Viridiplantae; Streptophyta; Magnoliopsida; Asparagales; Asparagaceae
Product: lycopene beta cyclase, chloroplastic/chromoplastic
Exons: 2
Coding region: 206-1726 (506 amino acids)
Biological process (GO): carotenoid biosynthetic process
Molecular function (GO): oxidoreductase activity, acting on paired donors, with incorporation or reduction of molecular oxygen
Source: RefSeq, a predicted model, not a curated record
AAUAGGAAAGGGCAAAAAAGAGAAGAAAGAGAAGAAAAAAAAAACCUAUCCACGCCCGAAGUCCAAAACCUCACUUGUGGAAUCCACGCAGAAUCCACGAAGCUAAGAUGCCCUCUUCUUCAUGGAUUCUGAGAGUUGUUGCAGAAAACCCAAUUAGAAUCUGAAGUUUUUUCUUUUUUUUUGUGAAAACCCAUCUUUGAUUCUCAUGGGAACCCUGCUUAGAACCCACAACAGGCUAGAACUGCUCCACCCACUUCAUGAAUUAGCGGAAAGGCACUUCCUUUCCCCUUCCCCCAACCUCCUCCAAACCCCCAGCUCCACCAAGCUUUUCAAUGGAAAACCAUGUCAGAGAAGGUGUAAAGGUUCAUCCAUUAGGAUCAGCAGCAGCGCGAUUCUUGACCUAAUCCCUGAAACCAAGAAAGAACUCCUCGAAUUCGAUCUCCCUUUGUAUGACCCUUCCAAAAGACUCUCCGUGGAUCUCGCUGUGGUUGGCGGGGGCCCAGCUGGGCUCGCCGUGGCCCAACAAGUCUCUGAAGCUGGGCUUUCGGUCGUCUCCAUUGACCCCAACCCGAAGCUCAUUUGGCCUAAUAACUAUGGAGUCUGGGUUGAUGAGUUUGAAGCCAUGGACCUCUUAGACUGCCUCGAUGCAACUUGGUCCGGUGCUAUUGUAUAUAUCGAUGAUCUUAGCACGAAGUCUCUCGAUAGGCCUUAUGCCCGUGUUAAUCGCAAGAAUCUCAAGUCUAAGAUGAUGAAGAAAUGUGUCAAUAAUGGUGUUAGAUUCCAUCAAGCUAAAGUUGUGAAGGUCAUCCACGAGGAGAACAAGUCACUAUUGAUUUGCAACGAUGGAGUCACUAUUGAAGCUGGUGUUGUUCUUGAUGCCACUGGAUUCUCGAGAUGUUUGGUUCAGUAUGAUAAGCCUUAUAACCCUGGAUAUCAAGUGGCUUAUGGGAUUUUAGCCGAAGUUGAAGAACACCCAUUUGAUGUCGAUAAGAUGGUGUUUAUGGACUGGAGAGAUUCGCAUCUCAAUUCGAAAGCAGAAAUGAAGGAGAGAAAUGGGAAAAUACCCACUUUUCUAUAUGCAAUGCCAUUUUCAUCAAAUAGGAUAUUUUUGGAGGAGACCUCGUUGGUCGCUCGUCCUGGUUUGAAGAUGGAGGAUAUACAAGAGAGAAUGGUGGCUCGAUUAGAGCAUUUGGGCAUCAAAAUAAAGAGUAUUGAAGAGGAUGAGAGGUGUGUGAUUCCAAUGGGAGGUCCUUUACCUGUGAUUCCACAAAGAGUCGUUGGAAUUGGGGGAACUGCUGGAAUGGUUCAUCCUUCAACUGGUUAUAUGGUAGCAAGAACUCUCGCAGCUGCUCCAAUUGUUGCAAAAUCAAUUGUUAGGUACCUUGGUUCAGAGCAUGGGCACGCGGGUGAUGAGCUUUCAACCGAGGUUUGGAAGGAUUUAUGGCCGAUUGAGAGGAGGAGACAGAGGGAGUUCUUCUGCUUUGGUAUGGAUAUCUUGCUUAAGCUUGAUUUAGAAGGGACUAGAAGGUUUUUUGAUGCGUUUUUUGAUUUGGAACCUCGGUAUUGGCAUGGGUUUUUGUCGUCGAGAUUGUUUCUUCCUGAACUUUUGUUUUUUGGGCUUUCAUUGUUCUCGCAUGCUUCAAAUACUUCUAGGUUAGAAAUCAUGGCUAAGGGCACUCUUCCUUUGGUAAAUAUGGUCAAUAACUUAGUUCGGGAUAGGGAAUAAAUUUUCUUAAGAAUUUCACUCUUCUUGUAACCAUGAUGUUAUAUUUAUAGCAUGUAUUGUCUUUGUUUCUUGGAAACAUGUAUGUAAAAUGUUUUGGGCAUGUAUUGUCUAGAGAUCAAUUUAUAAGAGCUCAUCGAGCUCUUUUCAUAAAGAAACAUGAAUACAACCAAUUUUCUUUC